Messenger RNA from Oncorhynchus keta (chum salmon), 6733 nucleotides. RefSeq names its product transmembrane protein 131-like. The transcript has 35 exons. Gene Ontology annotation, cellular component: membrane. NCBI's taxonomy places the organism in Eukaryota, Metazoa, Chordata, Actinopteri, Salmoniformes, Salmonidae. Bases 294 to 5915 code for a protein of 1873 amino acids. The record is from RefSeq and is a predicted model, not a curated record.
AAAAAAUAUGUAUGAACAUGGAACAGAUAAAAAAAUAUGUAUGAACAUGGAACAUAACUUUUAUGUCUGUUGCAUUUGAAAUAGAAAAUAUAAAUUAAGGAUGUAAAAACACUAAAACGUGUGAGAAGGUCGAGGGGCAAAGACCAAAGUACUUGCUCUUGUGCUGUUGCCAAGUGCCAACUGCACCGUUCACAGUGUCCACAAAGUUUCCUCGUGUCACUGCUUGCCAGUUCUUGCGCUCAAUGUUUAUAGCUCGGAGCACACGGUCAUAGUGAUGCAGUCAGAGCAGAAGAAUGGCGCAAGCAGAAAGAACACCGAGUUUCCUCCACUUGCCAGUGAGGGGAAAAACGUCUUGUUUCGGAUAUCUUCGGGUUUUAUUUUUUGCACUUUUUCAUAUAGCUCAGGCAAAUAAACAAGCAUUCAUCCAAUCAGACACAAUCUUAGAGGUACUUCACUUUGGUGAGGGAGGCCUCUUGCAGAUAGAGCCUGACCUUCACCUGGGUUCAUAUCAUCAAAAAAGCUCACCCUUACAGAGAGGGAACAGCAGGCCCAUACGCUUUGAGCCACCAAUGCUGGACUUCCAUGAACAGCCUGUUGGAAUGCCAAAAAUGGAGAAAGUUUAUUUGCACAAUCCUAGUGCAGAGGAAAUUAGCUUGAUAUCUAUAUCAGCAACAACUGCACAUUUUCAUGCAUCAUUCUUUCAAAACAGGAUAAUUCCACCAGCGGGGAAUACGUCGUUUGAUGUGGUCUUCCUCGCUCGAGUAGUAGGAAACGUAGAGAAUACUUUAUUUAUUAAUACCUCGCAUCAUGGAGUGUUUACAUAUCAGGUGUUUGGUGUGGGCAUCCCCAACCCCUACAGGCUGCGGCCAUUCAUCGGGGCCCGAGUCCCAGUCAACAGCAGCUUCUCUCCACUCAUAAACAUCCACAACCCACACAGUGAGCCACUGCAGGUAGUGGAGAUGUACUCUAGUGGAGGAGACCUGCACCUGGAGCUCCCCACAGGGCAACAGGGAGGAACGCACCAUCUGUGGGAGAUUCCCCCGUUUGAGACGAAGGGGGUGAUGAGAGCCAGUUUCUCGUCGAGAGACGCAGACAACCACACGGCCUUCAUCAGAAUCAAAACAAACGCCUCCAACCAGGACGAGUUCAUCAUCCUGCCUGUAGAGGUGGAGGUCACCUCGGCACCAGGAAUCUACUCCUCAAUAGAAAUGUUGGACUUUGGAACGCUACGCUCACAAGAUCGACCAAAGCAGUUGAAUUUGCAUCUUCUCAAUUCCGGAGCAAAAGAUGUGCAAAUAAUGAGCGUUCGAGCGACGCCGUCAAACGAUGCCAUCACAAUAGACUUCAAGGCCGUCACGCUAAAAGCUGGAGAACAUAGAUACACCAAAGUCGCUAGUAUUAGUUUUGAUGCUUCGAAAGUUCAAAAAGCUUCCCAGUCCUCUGGUAAAAUAACAGUAAAAGCGAAAGAGAAAAGCUACUCCAAACUUGAAAUCCCAUACCUAGCUGAGGUUCUAGAUGGGUAUUUGGGGUUUGACCAUACGGUCACGUUGUUCCACAUCAGAGACAGUGUGCUAGAGCCAGUGGUCAAACCCAUCCACCUCACCAACACCUUCCACUUUGCCAUCCGCAUCCAUGACGUGUCCCUUCCAGAUGAAGCCAAGACCAUGUUCUUAGUGCAGAACUUCAGUGAGCCGGUGUUGAUCCCCCCUCAGGAGUCUCGUUACAUCUUCUCCCUCCACUUCCAGCCCGUCCGGCCCUCCAAUCACAUCGACAGCAACAUCCUGCUGGUCACCAACGCCUCCAAGUUCCACCUCCCCGUCCGCGCCUACACUGGAUUCCUGGAGCCCUUUGUCCUGCCGCCCAGUCUGCAAGACAACUUCCUGGACUUUGGUGUCCUCAGCGCUACAGACACCAGCAGCAUCCUGUUUGUGGUUGUCAACAGCAACCCCAUCGAGCUGGUGAUCCGGCCAUGGCUGCUGACAGGAGAGAGUCUGAGUGUGGAGCUGUUGAAGAUCGAGAGAGGCAACAGAACCACGGUGCUGACCAAGACCAGAGAGCUACACAGCGCCUCAGCUUCUCCUCACAAAACGGUGAUCCUAGCCUCGGGCUACUACGCUGCCUUCCGGGUCACCCUGGUGGCUAAAGACCUGGAGGGGGCCUACGACGGAGCUAUCCACAUCACAACAGACUACCAGAUAUUAACGAUACCAGUGAAAGCAGUCGUUGCAGUGGGCACGUUGACCAGCUAUCCCAAACACAUUGUCCUCCCGCCAUCUUUUCCGGGUAAAGUAGUGCAGCAGAGUCUAAGCAUGGUGAGCUCGUUCUCUCAGAAGGUGACCCUGCAGCAGAUCCACUCUCUGACUGAGGACUCACGUUUCUACUACAGGAGACUGAAGAACAACCGGGACGAGCUGGAACCCAAACGCAAGUCGAAGGUCGCCAAGAUUUAUUUUGAUGCCAGCUUGCAGUGUGGCGACCAUUGUUAUGUGGGACUACCGUUUGUUCUGAAAUCUGAGAGCAGACCGCCUGGGCUGUCAAUGCAGGAGGAUAUGUGGGAUGUGGAUGUAGAUUUGUAUCAAAUGCUCCGUCGGCGAUGGAAAGCACUGAAGGAGAGUUCAGGACACAUGGCGGAGGCGGUGUUUGAGGCCAACGCUGACCUCCAGAAGAACAUUGAGACCAGAGUGUCAGCUCAGCUGAAGUGGCCUUCUAUCAUGAACUCUUCCCAGCAGGUCCUGUUCCCUCUCACCAGCCUCACCAGCUCAUCGGAGAUAGAGGUUGUCUUGGAGAACCCAGCUGACGUUCCUGUCUAUGUCCAAGUCCUGCCAUUAGCCCUCUAUCCCAACCUCCCGGCUGUCACCCACAAACUGGCACAAAUGUUUCCCUUGGAGAGGCUCCCACACUUCACCCCCGACACAAUGGAGUUCCAGGUACACAGAAACCAUUCGCCUGUGGUCAGAGGCAGCGCAGGCUUCGCCGAGGGCUCGACGACACAACCCUACGUUUACAACCUAAUGCUGCAGCCAGAGGAAGUGAGGUCGCUACGUUUGAAAUUCUCCCCCGUCAGCAACCACACGGUUUCCUCUCUGCUUAUGCUAAGGAACAACCUGACGGUGAUGGAGUUCCUGGUGGUGCAGGGUCAGGGCAGCUAUGAAAGGCUGAAGGUAGGGGGCAAGGCCCCGGGACCAGGGGGAUUCCUCAGGUUCAAGAUGACUGAGUCUCUACUGAAGGACUGCACAGACAAAAUGAAGUCGAAGGAGCCAAAUGUCACUCUGAGAAAAUCCUUUAAGUUAGAGAACACUGGACAGCUGGAAAUUAACAUUCAAUCCACUGAAAUAAACGGACGUCUCUGUGAGGGAUUCGGCUUUAAAGUCCUUAAUUGCCAAGAGUUUUCACUAAAACCCAAUGCUUCGAAAGAAAUCGUCAUAUUGUUCACGCCAGACUUCACAGCCUCCAGGGUGAUCCGGGAGUUAAAGUUCAUCACCACCGGAGGCUCUUACUUUGUGUUCUCCCUCAACGCCUCUCUGCCCUACCAUAUGCUGGCUGCCUGUGCUGCUGUCCUCCCCAGACCCAACUGGGAGCUGGAGCUCUAUGUCAUCAUCUCUGUCAUCAUGAGCUCUAUGUUUUUGCUGGUGAUUGUAGCGGCCUAUCUGGAGGCCCUGGGGAUCUGGGAGCCGUUCAAGAGACGCAUGUGUUUCGAAACAUCCAGCACCUCCAUGGAGACAGGGAGGCCCUUUGACCUCAGGGAAAUAGUACGACUUCAAAGCGAUGCACAUAUGAAUGGGUACGGUGGAGAAGCCAACCACAACUCCCUGCGAGGGAUGCCAGGCUCUGCCUCCAGGGCUGCUAGCAGGAACACCAGAGGAGGCCACAACCGAGGCCCCACACAACCCCCGAUCCCUCCCUCCCAGCCAGGCUCCAAAGUCUCCGACAGCACCCCCUCCUCUGGCCAACAGGCCAGCCGCAAGGCCCGGAGCCCCAAGCAGCCACAGCCAGCUCCAGAGAACCAGCAGCACCCCUCACAGGCUGGUCCUUCAGCCCCAGGAAGAAAUCCCCUAGAAGGGCCACGCCGGCACAGCUCGGAGGACUCUGACUAUGUGAGCCUGGUGGAGACCAUGGAUAAAGACCUGGACAGACCAGAGUCUGCUGAGGAGGGGGGGAAUCAGGAUGCAGUUUAUGGCAAAGCCAGUGCAGCCAAAGGGAAAGUGCAGCAGACCAAAGCCAAGGCCCAGAAGAAGAAGGAAGAGCGGGAGAAGAGGAACAAGGGAAGAGCUCAGGGAGGAGAGGAACUGAGGGAGGACAACGAUGACAGCUCCUCCACCACCACAGAGAACUCCAACCCAGACAUAAUGGAGGACAACAAAGGGAAGAAGAAAGAUGAUACUCCUGAAGCUCACUCAAAGUCCAAGAUCAAGAAGCCAGCAGCCAUUACAAAGGAGAAGAGCCAAAUGGAUGCAAAGUCUAGCUCACUGGAGCUUCCAUACGUGACCCCACUGGAAAACAAGCGCAAGAGCUUCAAUUCCAAGAACAUGGUGGUGGUGCAGCAGGCCCUGGCCAGCAGCUCAACAACAACAACCAUAACAAGACCCAUACCUCCUAAACCAAGAGUGCCUCGUGUGAAGCUGGAAGACUUCCGCCCCUCUCUCCUGGCUAAGUUCCUGUUCAAUGAACCGGUGGUGCAGGAGCUGGGGAACAGCAGCGGCUCAGAAGGGGAGAAGGACAUCUCUCCUCCCCCGGAGUGGGACUGUGUGCCCCUCCACAUAGCACACAAUGCUGUGGACAGUCUCCAGCAGAUCUCCCUGCAGACCAUGAACGCUGAUCCCUUCCUGAAGAGACCCAUCGAAACCCCUCCCCCUCCCUCAUCUGAUCCCUUCCUGAAGAGACCCAUUGAAACCCCUCCCCCUCCCUCAUCUGAUCCCUUCCUGAAGAGACCCAUUGAAACCCCUCCCUCAUCUGAUCCUUUCCUGAAGAGACCCAUCAGAACCCCUCCUCCUCCUUCGUCUGAUCCCUUCCUAAAGAGAACCAUCGGAACCCCUCCCCCUCCCUCGUCUGAUCCCUUCCUGAAGAGAACCAUCGGAACCCCUCCCCCUCCCUCGUCUGGCUUCUCUCUGUAUGACUCCUAUAGCGGCAUGGUCAACACUGCUACCAGCGAGGUGGGUCUGAUGUCUACUGCAUCAGGCAUGAAGAACAAGCUGACCAAGUUGGUCUCCGUACCUGGUCAGAACGGGAACCCUACCUUCGCUGCUGUGGCGGCUGGAUUCGACAAAAGCCCAGGGUGCAGUGCAACGAAGGCGGCUGUGGGGAGCAGAGACAGAGAUGUCCUCCAACACCUCUCCUCUGUAGAGAGUGAUGGAUCUGACAGCUCGGGGUUGUGGAGCCCUGUAGGGAACGGCAGGAGACCCAGCCUCAACUCUGUCAACUCCUUCUCAGCCUUCGGACCCAGCAACACCUUCAACCUGUCUGGAGUGUUCAGUGGGAUGACCUCGGGAAGGAGUGCUAUGGAGCCCCAGCAGAGUUGGCCUGAGUUCAGACAUACCACCCCGUCCGUCUGGCCAAACGAGUCCCUGCAGCCUCUACAGCCCUGGCCCAUCCAGCCCAGCUCCAGCUCCCCUGCUACCCCCACCACAUCCAUCCUGGGCAGCAGUAGCAUGUGGGGCUCCAGCCCUCCAUUCAGCCCCUCCAUCUGGUCCACCAGCCCCCCCUCUGACUCCCCCCUACACUCCUUCUCUUCUUCCUCUGCUUCCCCCCUGACCGAUCUGAUGGGUAGCACUGACAGUGGAACCCCGCUCCCGGCCCCAACAAAGCCCUCCCCCACGCAGCUGAGCCCCUCCUACAACCCCUGGAGCAUGUGGAGGCCCACCUUCAGUAGACGAAGCUCGGAGCCCUGGCCCAACCAAUCGGACAGCAGCACCGGCUGAAGGGGAUGCCACCGCGGUCUCCUCCCACUGAUAGACUGAGAAGAAGAUGAAUGCAUUUUCCCCUGUUUUGAAUUUCACCAAAUUCCUAUUAUAAUGUACACCAUUGGAUUUCUAAGCAAAUGAUGUCCUCAGAAUUAGUCUGUUUCUAUGACGACUUGGCAAACUUAUCAACAAAACAAUAUUAGUAGAAGAAUCAUAAAAGAAGAAUCCUUAUCAGACUGGCAUAAUAUGGUUAAAUGCAGCUGUUUUUUUUUUCAAAUACAUCCUCGGUAAUGUUUUUGAUAGCAGUGACAGACCUAAGUGCAAUCAGGAACAAUCUGAGAAAUAAUAUUCUGUUCAUUAUUUAGUACAGCUGUUUUGGCAUUACAUUCGAGUUACUUAUUGGAUUCAAGCACAGUGUUUAAGCCUUAUCAUCGCUCCAUUAGAGAUGAUUAUUUAAGGGUUACAAUCAGUUAAGACUGGCAGUAAAGGGAUUUUUUUGUUGUUGUGAAAAGUCAUUUUCAUGACUGCUGUGUCAAGUCGAUGCCAGUGGCAUCAGAAGACCAUGACUUUACGUUUCUAUGCCAUUGCAAGCCUGAACACAUUUUGUUUUAUUUGUCGAACAACUCACAACAUUCAUGGCCAAUAUUGGCGAGAGAUGCUUUUUAAGUUAUUUUAAUUACCAUGCUAAGUUUUAAUGUCUGUUAAAAGAGAGGGUUUUCAUUUCCUUUUUAAACAGUUUGAAAAAUGUUGGGGGAUACAAAGCUUCCCCUCUUUCUGACAUGUUGGUAAUGUGGGACAUUUGUCACAGCUUCCAUAUAAAACAUAUGAGACAGUUA